Ustilaginoidea virens is the source of this 702-nucleotide messenger RNA. RefSeq lists its product as uncharacterized. Gene Ontology annotation, molecular function: dolichyldiphosphatase activity. The coding region runs from base 1 to 702 and encodes 233 amino acids. Gene Ontology annotation, biological process: lipid biosynthetic process; protein N-linked glycosylation. The transcript has 2 exons. Lineage: Eukaryota; Fungi; Ascomycota; Sordariomycetes; Hypocreales; Clavicipitaceae. Gene Ontology annotation, cellular component: endoplasmic reticulum membrane; intracellular membrane-bounded organelle. The record is from RefSeq and is a predicted model, not a curated record.
AUGUCCGACAGCACCGCGCCGCUGGCGUCCCUCUCCCUCACCCACGUCUACUACGACCCAGACGAUGCCGUCUCCCUGCUGUGCGCGUACCUCGCCCUGCUGCCCCAGGCGCUCUGCGUCGUCUACGCCACGCUCAUCCUCUUCACGCGCGAGGUGGAGAUCCUGCUCAUGUUCGCCGGCCAGCUGGGCUGCGAGGCCCUCAACUUCUUCCUCAAGCGGCUCAUCAAGGAGGACCGCCCGCGCAGGAUCCACGGCAAGGGGUACGGCAUGCCCAGCUCGCACGCGCAGUUCCUCGCCUUCUGGAGCGUCUCGCUCGCCCUGUUCCUCCUGGUGCGCCAUCAGCCCCCGCCGCGGGCCGUCGCCGGCCGCCGCGGCCGCCAUCGCCCGUGGUCCCUGCCCGAGAGGCUGGCGCUGAGUGCCGCCGCGGCCGGCGCCGCGGCCGCCACCGCCUGGAGCAGGAUCUACCUCGGCUACCACACGCCGAGGCAGGUCCUCGUCGGGUUUGGGGCCGGCGUCGCCGUCGCCCUGGCCUGGUUUGCCGCCACGGCUGUCCUGAGGCGCGCGGGCUUGCUGGCCUGGGGGCUGGACCUGCCAGUCGCCAAGGCCCUGAGGGUGAGGGACCUGAUUGUGAGUGAGGACUUGUGCCAGGCGGGGUGGGAGAAGUGGCAGCUGCGGCAGACGGACAAGACGAAGACGGGCUGA